AUGGAAUUCUUUGAAUCUGAUUGUUUUGGCAUGCAUCAACUGUAUGAAGAUGAACAGCGGCAAUGGGACUACUACAGCAUGGGACUUCAUGAUUCAGUCCAUGAUGAAUCAGAAUUGGAAACUGAGCAACAGAAUGGUGAACAUGCAGAUGGUGGGUAUGAUGUAGAUGUUGAUGAGAUACAUAUAGAGAUAGAGGGGACUCCAAUUGAAGAAGGACAUGGAAGAAGGGCAAAUAGAGAACUAACUUUGGAAGAAAAGAGACAACUAGUUGAUGAAAUUUUGGUGAACAUGGAAGGGGACUUAUUACCAUUUGGAUUUUUAUCCAAAAUGGCCAGAAAACAUAAUGUUCACAGAUCAACAACAACUAGAUGGUUCCAGGUAAUUAAAAAACAUUUAGGGGAGGGGACCACUGAAAUGAGCUAUGUUGCUGCCCUUCAUAUGUCUUCCUCAGUGAUACACAGAUUAAAGAAAAAAGGCAGACUUAGAACACACACAUCAACUAAUCACCCAUCACUCACAGACAAUCACAAAAUUGCAAGACUUAAGUGGGUUUUAAGCUAUGUUCACCCUGUUCCAUCUGUUGGGAACCCAAAUUUUAGAGAUAUGAAGCACACAAUUCAUAUUGAUGAAAAGUGGUUCUACUUGAACCCAGAAACAAGAACAUUUUAUCUGCUACCAAAUGAAGACAACCCAUAUAGAGCUCAACAGUCUAGGAGGUUUAAAUUGAAGGCUAUGUUCAUGGGCAUGUUUGGGUUGUUUCCUUUUGUCAAAUAUGACAUAGCAAAGAAGACAAGCAAGAACAGAGCCAAAGGAACAUUGGAAACUAAGGUUGUCCAGUCUGUGAACAAGGAUGCUAUAAGGGACAUGCUACUCAACCAUGUCAUUCCAGCUAUACAUGAGAAAUGGCCCCCCCAUUUACCAAAGGAUAUCCUAAUACAGUGGGAUAAUGCUAAGCCACACCAAGUCCCUAAGGAUACAGAAUUCACAGAAGCAUGUCAUGCAUAUGGGUUCAACAUUGAGUUUGUCUACCAACCAGCACAAAGUCUAGACUUAAAUGUCUUGGAUUUAGGUGUAUUUAGGGUCAUACAAUCCAUUCAGUAUCAGUCUUUCCCAAAAAGUCUUGAUGAAUUACUAGAAAGGGUGAAAGAAGCUUGGGAGGGAUUUGAUCCAAUAGUGAACAAGUAUACAUGGAUUACCCUACAGUCUUUCAUGCUUGAAAUACUAGAAAGGAAAGGAAACAAAAAAUUUGUUCCACCACACGUGAAAAAGAGACAUUUGGACAGUCUAGGGCAAUUACAAACUUGCUACAAGUAG
Molecule: messenger RNA, 1314 nt
Organism: Chenopodium quinoa (quinoa)
Lineage: Eukaryota; Viridiplantae; Streptophyta; Magnoliopsida; Caryophyllales; Amaranthaceae
Exons: 2
Coding region: 1-1314 (437 amino acids)
Molecular function (GO): nucleic acid binding
Source: RefSeq, a predicted model, not a curated record